Messenger RNA from Callorhinchus milii (elephant shark), 1770 nucleotides. Its product is annotated as interferon-induced protein 44-like. The transcript has 7 exons. NCBI's taxonomy places the organism in Eukaryota, Metazoa, Chordata, Chondrichthyes, Chimaeriformes, Callorhinchidae. Bases 190 to 1044 code for a protein of 284 amino acids. The record is from RefSeq and is a predicted model, not a curated record.
UUCGAAUAAACAGUUCAAAGAAGAAACCUUUAAAAUUUCCUGUGACAAAGGAUGCUGAUGCUCUGUGUAAUUCACAAAAGGGCCCUAAUUUUGGAGCUAGCCUUAUCUUUCUGACCAAUCAGAAAAAAAAUCACAAUUAAUCUUUCUCAGUCUUACAUAUUUGAAAAAGGUGAUUUGUGCCGAAAUGAUAUGGAUCUUCAAGAAUGUGAGAUUUACCGGGUUGAAGCAUUGAAUACACCCUGGAGGAAUAUCACGUGGACAACUGAGAAAAGAACUGAAUUGCUUAAAUUUAUCGAGAACUACAAGCCACUUGCCAGUUCCGUAUCUGAGGCCCGAGUUUUGUUUGUUGGACCAACUGGAUCAGGAAAAUCCAGCUUCAUCAAUUCCGCAAAUUCUGUUUUCCGUGGGCAUGUCACCUGUCGAACAUUAGCUGGCAGUAGCACAACAAAGUAUGCAACAUACACCAUAAAAGCUGGAAGAGAUGGCCUGUACCUGCCUUUCAUUCUUUGUGAUUCAAUGGGAGUUGAAGAAAGUAAAGGUUUAGGGAUAGUUGCUGGUGACAUUACCAAGAUCAUUGAAGGACAUGUUCCUGAAAAGUAUCAGUUUAAUAGCUCUUCGCCAAUUGUUCCUGAAACAGCAGGCUACAUUAACUCUCCCACGGUUAGUGAGAAGAUACACUGUGUGGUACUUGUCAUUGAUUCAAGCAAAGUUGCCAACCUGUCUAUCAAAGUGGAGGAGAGAAUCCGUGGCAUUCAAUCUGAGUUCAAUAACCUGGGCAUACCGCAGGUUGUUUUACUAACAAAGGUGGAUAAAGAGUGUCCUAUGGUCCUGAAUAACUUGGAAAAUAUUUACCGGAGUGAACAUAUUGAGAAAAAGGUACUUGAAAUUGGGGAGCGAUUUGGGAUUCCAAUUUCAUGCAUAAUCCCCGUGAAAAACUAUUCAUCAGAGCUUGAGCUGGAUUGUAAAGUGGAUAUCUUGAUACUUUCUGCUCUUGUGCAGAUGCUACGCUAUGCAGAUGAUUAUUUUGAAAACCUUGAAGAUUAAUUUGCAAGACUAUGCACAAAUUAACAAACAUUUGUGUCUUUUACUUUUCAUGUUAGUGAACUUUUUUUCUCCCUCUGACCAGACCACGCCUGUAAUGUCAACCUUAGCUUUUUCUUUUGGAUUUAAAAUAAUUAGCAAGGGAGCAAAGGGAGAGAUGGCAAGGAAUUUCUUUACACCCAGAGUUGUUAUGAUGUGGAAUGUCUAAGAACUUGGGUUUUGGUGACUGUACAAUAGGGAAAAAAACGCUUUCUAAGUUGUUUAAUUUUGUUUCCUAAUGCUAGUUGUUAUUGAUAUGAUUUACUUUCUUUGUUUUUUUACAUUUUAUUGUAAGUAAAUUUAGUGUUUGAUUUGUCCAAAAAUUCAAGUGAAUUUACUUCUACAAUCCAUGUUGAUUUAACUUCCUAUAUGACGAAUAAUUGAGUUAAAUUUAGUGUUUAUAUCUGUUUAUAUAAAGGCUGUUAACUUUAGGCAGGUUCCAUAUUUCCAGGGAUGAGGAGUCUAUUCGCUUGCUUUAAACAUAACCUUAACCCUUAGACUGACAGCAGGUCUUUUGAGAUUGCGUCUCUCUGUGACUGUUUGCUCUGAUUGCAGCCAAAUACUCCGUGCUGAGAAAUGCUAAUUAUAGUCAUACUGUAUAGAUGCUGAAACAGAAUAUCCAACAUGUAUAACUGUAAUCUUAUCUCUAAGCUAUAGCAAUUAAAUUGGAAACAAUUUAAAAUUUUAAAA